AUGAGGAGCUUGACAUGGUGUUUCGCAAUCCUGGUGCUUGGGCCUCCUGCCCUUGCAUCAGAAGAUGUUCCCGAACUCCCAUCGCGAGAUAGCUUCUACACACCAAAAGCCUCCAACUGGACCGACGAGGACGUAGGCACAGUUCUCGAUUAUCGCAAGGUAACUAUCGAUCUGCCUGUCUUACCAGGUGGUGAUAUCGAGUUCGAGGCCUUCCAACUACUCUACGUAACGCAGAACCUGCACGAAGAGAAGGCCACAUCUGUCACAACGAUUAUCGUCCCGGAAGGAGCCAACACCAGCCGGAUCCUGUCCUACCAGAUUGCUUACGAUGCGCCCGACAUCAACUGCUCUCCCUCCUACGGGUUGCAGAAAGGUGCUAAUAAGGCUGCGGCUGGGUGGUCUCUUAACCAAAUGAUCUUUGUCGCCGAGGCUCUGGCCGACGCCGGAUCGCCGGUUCUGAAUAUCCCCGACUAUGAAGGAUCCAACGCCGCAUUUACUGUAGGCCCCCAGAGCGCCUAUCAGACCCUGGAUUCGAUCCGCGCUGCGAUGCGAUCCGGAGAUAUUACGGGUAUCGACAAGGACGCGGAGUCUGUCUUGUUUGGCUACUCCGGCGGCGGAUAUGCGUCGGAAUGGGCUGUUGAGUUCCAUCAUGACUACGCAAUGGACGUUAAUAUAAUCGGAGCUGCGAUCGGCGGACCUCCACCGAAUAUCAUGAAAACGUACAAAAAUGUCAAUGGAAUCCUUUCGACGUUGAAUGUUUGGGCCAUGCUCGGUGUGAUGAAUGCCAUUGAUGACAUCAAUAACUGGAUGGAUGGAGAUCUGAAAGUUGAACACCGUGAGAAAUUCCUCGGGGCUCGUCAGCGUUGCAGCGAGCCUGAGGAUAAACCCCCGAAGAUCCCUACUUGGGCCAAUAUCAACAAUUGGUUCGAAAGCGGGGACGAAUUCCUGACGAGGUUCGAGUCGAAUCUUACGGAAAUUGGCGUUAUGGGAAACCGUAUCACGGACGAGACGGCACCCAAGUUUCCUCUUUAUAUCUAUCAGGGCACAGCGGACAUCAUUACAGCUCCGUAUAAAGACACAAAAGCACUGAAGGAAAAGUUUUGUGAACAUGGGACCUCUGUCUUCCUGGUGAAAUGGACGGGACUGGGCCAUGGUGGCACUCUUUUUGCUGGCACUACUUGGGCCAUGAAAUGGAUCAAAAAGGUUUUCAACCACGAUGAGAUCCAAAACGGUUGUCACGAAGAAGAACAGGAAGUGGCUUUAGCCGCUGGAGAUCUUGCUGGAUUAUUCGGAGACCAUUAUGAUGACAGCGAGCAUCCUACCGGUAGAGGCCUUGGUUGGGGGGGCAACAACGACCCGCUCUUUAUCCAGAGUGGAACACGAGCAGCGGAUGUAUUCGAAAAGGCAGAGCUGUGA
Aspergillus udagawae is the source of this 1416-nucleotide messenger RNA. RefSeq names its product putative lipase. The record is from RefSeq and is a predicted model, not a curated record. Gene Ontology annotation, molecular function: triacylglycerol lipase activity. The coding region runs from base 1 to 1416 and encodes 471 amino acids. Gene Ontology annotation, biological process: lipid catabolic process. Lineage: Eukaryota; Fungi; Ascomycota; Eurotiomycetes; Eurotiales; Aspergillaceae. The transcript has a single exon.